GAUAUGCAGCUUCCUCAUCUCCUCAACUUAAGCCAAUUCAAUAGGUUGAUCUUCUUACCCAAAAUGCAUUUCUCUUAUCUUUCCUUGUCGACUUGGACAACCCUAAUAACAUUGGGUUUUCUUAUGCUUCAAUCAUCUAAGUCCAGUGCUCAACUAACCCCUACCUUCUACGACAGUACAUGCCCUAGCGUCUUUACCAUCGUUCGGGACACCAUCGUAAACGAGCUCAGAUCAGAUCCUCGCAUCGCUGCAAGCAUCCUUCGUCUUCACUUCCACGACUGCUUCGUUAAUGGCUGCGAUGCAUCGAUUUUGUUAGACAACACAACAUCCUUCCGAACAGAAAAAGAGGCGGCUCCAAAUGCAAACUCGGCUCGAGGAUUUCCAGUGAUUGAUAGGAUGAAAGCAGCAGUUGAGACAGCAUGUCCAAGGACCGUAUCAUGCGCAGAUAUGCUUACCAUCGCAGCCCAACAAUCUGUAAAUUUGGCAGGAGGUCCUUCUUGGAGGGUUCCUUUGGGGAGAAGAGACAGCUUACAAGCAUUUUUUGAUCUCGCUAAUGCAAAUCUUCCCGCUCCAUUCUUCACGCUUCCACAACUUAAGGCCAGCUUUAAUAAUGUUGGACUUGACCGUCCUUCGGAUCUCGUUGCACUCUCUGGUGGUCACACAUUUGGUAAAAACCAAUGCCAAUUUAUUAUGGAUAGGCUAUACAACUUUAGCAACACUGGUUUACCCGACCCUACUCUCAAUACUACCUACCUCCAGACACUUCGUGGACAAUGUCCACGUAAUGGUAACCAGACCGUCUUGGUGGAUUUCGAUUUACGUACACCGACGGUUUUUGACAACAAAUACUAUGUGAAUCUAAAAGAGCUAAAGGGACUUAUCCAGACCGACCAAGAAUUGUUUUCCAGCCCUAAUGCCACUGACACAAUCCCGUUGGUCAGAUCAUAUGCUGAUGGCACCCAAAAGUUCUUCAAUGCUUUUGUGGAAGCAAUGAAUAGGAUGGGAAACAUUACACCUCUCACUGGAACUCAAGGACAGAUCAGACAGAAUUGUAGGGUGGUCAACUCCAAUUCGCUCCUACAUGAUGUGGUUGAAAUCGUUGACUUUGUCAGCUCUAUAUAAUAUAACAAUAGUUGUUUCCAUACAUGGGGCAACCAAAAAUAUAUGUUUGCGUGAAAAUAAAAUGUUCUCAAAACGUUAAUAAAGAGCAUUUCGUUCCUUUUUUCUUA
Messenger RNA from Camelina sativa (false flax), 1229 nucleotides. Its product is annotated as peroxidase 32. The record is from RefSeq and is a predicted model, not a curated record. NCBI's taxonomy places the organism in Eukaryota, Viridiplantae, Streptophyta, Magnoliopsida, Brassicales, Brassicaceae. Gene Ontology annotation, biological process: hydrogen peroxide catabolic process; response to oxidative stress. Gene Ontology annotation, molecular function: heme binding; peroxidase activity.